AGACCAGCUUCCACAUACAUUGUUUUGGUUCGUGAAAGCUCCCAACACAAGGUGUCAUGGCCUCUGCCUCAAGUGUUUUAAGGCGGAGGGAAAUAUUGCCUUGGACGUCAUUGCUGUUGUAAAGUGAACUACUAGUUAGUUUUUACCAAAAACGAAACAAUAUGGUCAAAUCUGUAAAGUGAGUGGUCAACCCCCAAGCAGUUUGGAGAAAAAAAAUAAAUAUGGCAGAAACGGCUCUGAAGUUUGGCCCCGAGUGGCUGCGAGUUCUCUCUGAUGGUGGUAGUAUGUCCUCUCCUCCUCCCAGUCCUGGUCUUAAUAAGUUUAAGCCAGCAGAGCACCGAUAUGGUCGUGAAGAAAUGCUGGCACUUUUCAACAAGCAUCAGAGUCCACCGGAUGGGAUACAUACAUUUGGCCAUCCCUAUAUGGAAAAGGCUCAGGAACCACUGGCUUUAAUACCUAUGAAUGAAGAAGAGCAGCGUAUGUGGCAGAGGGGGGUAAACAGUGACGUCGUGCUCCGUCAAGCUGGGCGGGCCCCAGUGAAUGGAGUUGGGCGAGGUCGAGGUGGUAGUGUGGACCGUGGUCGGGGUCGGGGUCGCGGUACAGGUUCAUAUUACACCCGUGGCCUGAGCUACGAUGAAGAAGUGGAACCACGGGGCCCAAGAGAGGGAGGUCCACCUGGUAUUGGAAUUAGGAGCAAACCAUUUGAAAGGUCCCAAAGUGUGCACGAACAACGGCCUUGGAAUGAACGAAGUCCAGCAAAUACAGUCAGUGCUACAAGUGGUCCAGAAGAACGCAACGGGGCCGUAUCUCCACGGAAAGAACAAGGGAGGGCUUCAACCGAAAACUGGAGAUCCCGAGGUUGUGAAAAUGACGACGGUGAACGCUGGAGGGGAGCUGGGGGUGGCCGCAAUGAAAAAUGGGGACCUCGAUGUGGAUGGCGUGAACGAGAAAAUGGUCAAGAUGGUGAAUGGGAAGAAGGAAUGGGUCGAGGUACUGGCCGGGGGGUCCCUGUCUCGUCUCGUGGCUCUCGCCCACCCUGGGAUGAAAAAGAUGGCCAUCUACGAAAAUCAUGGGAUGAAGAUAAUUUACCAGAGUGGGCUACGGAAAAUGCAGAUGAAAAAGGGGGGAGUUUUGACGCGUCGGGUGCUUUUCAUGGUCCUGGUUGGUCAGACGAAGAUGACCCCACUGCUGAGGGUCGUGGUGGAGGGGGCCAGCGAAGGCAAAAGUCUAGUCCUGAUAAGACGACAAGAACUGAAAGUGUAGUGUCUGACAAGCUAGAACCUGGUACUAGAGAGGCUGUGAACGAAUCAGAAGAAGAAGUUAAAAAUAAUUGUGUGGAGGAACGUACACAACAGGGACAGUCGCCAGCAAAUGUUGUGGAUUCCAACCACGAUGGUCAUAUGACAGGAAACUCUAUACGAACAGAGGUGACUGUCAAUGAAGAGCUACAAGCAAGAGAGGAAGUUAUGACAAGUCCUAAUGAGAGUAAUACCACAACAAUCUCAUCUGGGCUAAUAAUGAAUGGCAUAGUGAGUGAAGAAGAAUGCAAUAACAGAGAAGUGAAAACACCACAAGAUUUCCAGGGAGGGCCAGUGUCGGUCCCAGUUCAACCAGUUCAGCCUCAAAUUACAGAAGCGCAACCUGGGCCCUUCCCUGAAAGAGAGCGCCAAGGGGAAGAAGAAAAACUAGAACACAUGCGUAGCGUUGCUGAUGAUUUAGUAGCGAAGUUAGUGGAAGAGGACGACCCAAGACCUCAGUCAGGUCCUCCCAAUUCUGGAGUCACUCCGCCUGUUUCAAUAGGUCCCAUGCCAGAACCUGCGCCACAUUCCUCUCACCCGGCUCAUACCCCGGGUGAUGACAAGUGGUAUUACACAGAUCCUCAGGGAGAAAUGCAAGGUCCAUUCUCAUCAAGUGACAUGGCCGAGUGGUACAAGGCUGGAUACUUCACACCCAACCUGUUGCUGAGACGGGAAUGUGACGAUCAGUUUGCACAACUGGGAGACCUCACUAGAGUAUUUGGAAGAGUUCCAUUUGUGCCUGGGCCCCCAAUACCUCCAUUGAAGGUGACGGAGUUGUUAACAGCGCAAAAGCAGCAGGCUGAGCGUGAACGGUUGGAGUUGUUGCAAACAUAUAUGAUUCAGAAGCAAGUUUAUCAGCAUCAGUUGGCUAUGAGCAGACAGCAAGUGUUACAGAAACUUCAGAAUCUUGAGGAGUGGAACACCCUGAGCCCCAUGCAGCAACAACAGUUGUUUAUGCAGCAGAUGGUGACUGUACUUCCUGCCCAUCCCCCUAUACCCCCUACAGUGCCUCCAUCCACUGCCCCAUCUACUGCCAUCACCUCCACCACCCAAGUGUCUGCACCACUACCUGACCCCAGAGUUGUAGCUGGGCCUGACCCUCGAGGCCUGCCUGGGCCAGUAGUGCCACCAUCUUCCAAACCUCAUGACCCUAUACAAGCACUUGUUGCACAAAUGCAAACGUCCUCUGCUGCAAACAGUACUCCGUUAACCAGCUCGUGUGAGGGGCUGUUGACCUCUCAGCUCGCAGCAACUUCCAUGACUGCAGAGAACCCAUUACAGAAGCUGUUAGUGCAGCUGCAGAGGGGUCAACAGACAAGUAUGGGACCAAUGGGAGGGCCAGCUGGGGCCCUUGGAGUAGCAGCAGCCCCAGCUGUUCCAGCCAUGGACAAACCUCCCGAACAGCAGUUUGAUGCCAUCCAGUCUCUCAUGCAACAGCUAUCGAAGAUGCAGUCGCCGACCCCAGAUCAAAUACAGGAGGAACAACGUCGGCGUGAAGAAGAUCAGAAGCGGUUAGAAGAAGAGAGAAAACGACUAGAAGAUCACAAAAGAGCAGAAGAAGAAAGGAUAAAGAUGGAGGAACUUAGAUUGAAAGAAGAACUUAAGCGACAAGAAGAGCAGCGAAGAAAUUUAGAAGCUCUCCGACGGCAGCACGAGGAGGAGACCCAGAGGCUAGAAGAAGAAAGACGGAAGAUAAGAGAGGAGCAGUUGAGAAGACAAGAAGAAAUUAGGAGAAUUGAAGAAGAGAAAAUGAGGAAGGAGGAAGAGGAGCAGAGGAAAAUUCAGGACCAACAAAGAUCAGAAAUAAAGAGAAGGCAGGAGGAGCUGAGACGGCAAGAGGAGCUCAGGCGACAGCAACAGCAGCAGCUUCAGCAACAGCAACAGCAUGAGGAGGCAGCCAAAAGGAAGGAAGAAGCUAGGAGACAAGAAGAAGCCAGGAGGCAACAAGAAGAAGAAAGAAAGAGGCAAGAGGAAGAAAGGAGAAGACGUGAGGAAGAGGAGGCGGCUCGACAACAAGCACAAAUUCAAGAAGAGAUGAGGAGAAUUGCACUAGAAGAAGAACGGAGACAUAUGCAGCAGUUGGAAGAGGAAGAGAGGCAGAGACAAGCUGAGGAAGAAGAUCGUCGCCACCAACACCUGCUGCAGGAACACUUAAAGAACCUUCUGCCUGCUUGGAACGCUACACCACCAGUGCCAGCACCUGAAGUAAUUCCUGCUCCAUCUCUUGCUGAUAUACAACGGGCACAAGAAGAGAAGGAGAGAAGGGAACGUGAAGUUGAGCUUCAGGUGCAACAACAAAGGCAGCGAGAAGCCCAGCGGCAGGCAGCAGAAGAGGCCCGCCAGAAGAACUCUGGUCUUAAGUGGGCAGCACGCGCUCAGGCGAGCCCUGCACCUGCACAGCCAGUCAAGUCUCUCUUGGAGAUUCAGGCAGAGGAAGAAAAGGAACUUAAAAAGCGGCAAGAGAAGGAAGCAGCAGAACGGGCUGCUGCAGUAAGCCAUAUGAGUUUAGGAGCAGCAGGUGUUUGGGGAUCUGCUAUAUCUAAUCUAACUUGGGCUGGUCGUGCUUCUACUGCUGGGUCACCACCUCAGGCCACUCACUCAUCUAGUCAACAGUGGGGUGGUACUAGUGGUGGUCAGGCAUCAAGUGGAAGUAAUGGUUGUGGAGGCUUGUGGAACAGCGGUAGCCAACCUGCAGUUCCUACAACCAGUCCUGGGCAUUCUGUCUGGAAUAAUGACCACUCUGCCAUUUGGAGCCAUUCUGAAAACUCUGCAUCUGCAGGAGGAUUUUGGGAUAACCCCGAGCCGGUCAAGCUCGGAAAACCAAUUACUAGUCGCACUCCCACGAAGCCAUCCAAUGCCAACACCAAUAACAAAAGUGUGGUGACAGUUUCUCAAAAUGCUAAUGCUAAUAAUCGUGUAAAUAAAAAGAAAUCGAAGGAUGAGAGUGACACUGUCAAAAAGCUGUUCACAGACAACAUGUCUCCUGCAGACUCGUUCACACAGUGGUGCAAGAGUUCACUUCACACUUUGAAGGUCCAUGCUUCUAUUGACAUUCCAACGUUUGUGACGUUCUUAGCUGAAGUAGAGUCACCCUAUGAAGUGCAUGACUAUAUCCGUUCUUACCUGGGAGACAGUAAAGAGGUCAAAGAAUUUGCAAAGCAGUAUCUUGAGCGACGCAGUAAAGCCAGGAAUGCCCAAAAGGAACGUGAAGUGGAAGAUGACAUCUUGGCGCCGGCGCCGGCUGUCAAUCCCACCAGCACUGAAUUCCAGGAAGUCAAGGCUCGAAGCAAGAAGGCCAGUAAGAAAAAGAUGCAGAAAGUAGACAGUAGUAUUCUAGGGUUCAGUGUUACAUCCAAUGAACGCAUCAAUGUGGGAGAACGAGAGUAUGCAGAGUGAAACCUCUGGUCACCACUGAACACACUUUAUUUUUCUGAAUUCUUAAUGAACCCCAGAAACUGAACCUUUACUUUGUCAAUAAAGUGAUAGUAUUAAUUGUAAAGGUUACUGGUUUGUGGAACUGUGGCUGUGUUUUAAAGAGCUGUUCAUAUUUAUUUUUGGCCGAGAUUUAAUUCCUAAAUUGUUUAACUUUUAAAAUGGUUCUCUUAAGUCACUUUUUCCUUGUGAUCACCUGCUGUACCCCUUGUCCCGCUCUGCUUCUCGAGCCUUUCCUUUGUGUUACUUAACCUCUCUUAUAAUCACAGCCAAGUCAGAGUUUGACGUCAACAUGCACGGGUGGGGGAAAACAAAAAUACAGUGUGUUGAAAAAGAAGCCAAAUUAUAAUUGUGAUAACAGUUGGUGCAAGUUAAAAUAAAACAUUGAAAAGUCUGGUUGAAUUGAGAACCUUUAUCCUUGUGUUUCCCGAACGGAACACGAGGUGCCAAGUUCAUGAAGCUACGGUAAUUACCAUAGUAUCUGUGGAAAAUUAGGAUCUUGCGGACACUGCAAGAUUCACCUUUGAGUGACAUCAACAUGUCAUUAUUUAAAGUGACUGUAAACAGACUUAAUGCCCAUGAGAAUUGUUAUGUCUGCAGCGGGUAUGACUGGUCCGUUGAUAAUGCUCCUGUUCUUCCUUGUGCAUAAUAUCCAACCAAUACAGUUUGAUAAUAUGUAAGGUUGAAUUCUAUCUGUGAUAAUGACUUGCUUGCAAAUUAGUGUGACCUGGGGUCAGGAUAUAAGUAAAUUAGAAUUGCAGCUUGGCAUAUUGUGAAAACCAGUUAUGCUCUGUUGUCACAUUGUCCCACAUUAAAAUACCUCACACAUUUGGAUUCAUACACAUUGUCAUUCUUCUUGCAUAAGCUUGAAUUUCAAAUACCAUAUCAUGUUCAUAGCUACCAUUUCAUUCAUAUAUUGAAUAGGGCUUUUAAUUUCCUUGUCUUCUGCCUCUGAGGCUAAAGGUAUUAAUUUACAUAAUAUAUUGGCACCUGACCAUAAUCUAUGAAGUCCUUUAUUCACUACAGUACAACAUGAUUUCAGUGGAAAGAUUUAAUGUACUUAAAGACGUAUACACACAAAAUUAUAAUCUAUUUUUGUUGACAAAAGGUGUUAUUGUGAUGUGUGUACCACAGAUAUAUAGGAAAGCCAUGUUUUUUAUUAAAAUGUUAUUAAAUUAGAUAUCUGUAUAUGGAUGUUAUAAAUUAUCUUUCAAUUCAUUGUCCUAUUGUUUAUUUAAUUUUAUUUUUUCCAUAUAGCAAUUUCUUUCUUGUUAUCUAUAAUAGUUACUGUUUUCACCAUGUAAAUGAAGUUAAUAAAAAUGGUGUUAUGUCAAAUGGUGUUAAUGGUGUUAAAAAUGUGGUCAAGUCAGAGGUUGAGGCCUUGGUCACACUUGCAGUACAUAAGCCCCACUCUUCUCUCUUAAUUCAUUGAUCUAUAACACAUGGAAAGUUAGCAACUUAUAACACUGCCUACAAUAUUAGCCAGAGAUAAAUUAGUACAGUAUUUGUUUUUAUGAAAGUAAAGAAAGAUCACUGAUGCUAGAAGCUUUCUAAUAUUAUAGGAAGUAAGCCAUUUUAUUAAAUGUUAAGUUAUUAUAUUUGUUUUUUGAAGUCCUUGUAAUUGAUUAUUCAAAAUUAUGUACAAAGUGGACAGGUUUGGUUACAGUUGAUAGUUGUUUUCACCAGACAGAUGCCUUGAGUUUGUUACAAGUGUGCAGAGAUGAAAGGCGGCCCUUACGGCUUAACUGUAUCUGUAAGUCAACUGGCAAAACAGUAUUCUUUAUAUGUACUACAAAUGUAAUUCAAAUAUUGAGAGCCCGUAUCAUUUUAGAAGUAUCAUGCAUGUACUGUUGUGGUCUAGGAAAAGAAGACUUGGUUUUACAACUCGUUUGUAUUUGCUUCUUGUUAAUUAUUCUUCCUCCAUCUUGAGUCUGUUUCCUUAUGAGAACUUUGAGAAAGUGGUCUUUUCUAGACUCUUACAUUUGUAUUUCAUCAUUGUUUUAAGGAGAAAUUUGAAGCAUAUACUGAAGAAUUUUACAAAUUGAUUUGGCUUUGGCUUUACUGGAACAUGUGCCAUAUGCUCACACCAAGAAACAGUAUGAAUUUGAAAGGUUCAUGAUCACCUUAUGUGCCAUACUUAAUUCUCUUGAUCAAUUUUCAGUCAUAAAUUUUUUUAAAAUUGUCAUAUACAACAUCCUCCUUCAUGCCUGACCAAUAGCACAUUCAGUAAUACAGAUGUAGCUUACUUUAUCUGGAAGGUUUUAGCCACUUAUGUUUUGCUUCUAAUGUAGAGGUGAAGAUGGGUGGUUUAGACAUAUUUUUGUGCAGAAAUGUCUGAUAAAAGAAAAAAAUUUUGGGUGUACAAAAAACUAGGAGAUAUUUUAAAGAAUGGUAACUUUAUAAUUUGCCUUGCGUCGGCAGCAUAUUUCGAGCAGUUUUAAAAGUGAUGUGCUAAGCUUUAUCUUGUGCAAUGAUGAUAAUAAAUCUUAAUUUGACAACAUGA
Messenger RNA from Procambarus clarkii (red swamp crayfish), 7233 nucleotides. NCBI's taxonomy places the organism in Eukaryota, Metazoa, Arthropoda, Malacostraca, Decapoda, Cambaridae. The record is from RefSeq and is a predicted model, not a curated record.